CGUGACGCGGCUGCGCGGGAUGGGCCGGGCUGAGGCCGAGGCGGCGGCGGUGGCUGUAGCGAGGGGCGUCGGAGCGACCACGGCCCCCCGAACCCAACCACCAUGAGCACCAAGCAGGUCACCUGCAGGUACUUCAUGCACGGGGUGUGUCGGGAAGGCAGCCAGUGCCUCUUCUCCCACGACCUGGCCAACAGCAAGCCGUCCACCAUCUGCAAGUACUACCAGAAGGGCUGCUGCGCCUACGGGACCCGCUGCAGAUACGAUCACACGAGGCCCUCCGCUGCGGCCGGCGGCGCAGUGGGCACCAUGCCCCCCGGCGGGCCUUCCCUGGGCUUCCACAGCCCUCACCCUCCUCCCGACCUCACGGCGACCCUCACGACCAUCGGGAAGGCUAACUCUCACGAGCCUGGGAAGCGCGAGAAGAGGACACUGGUGCUUAGAGACCGAAAUCUCUCUGGCCUGGCUGAAGAGAAGACCCGCCCGAGCGUGAUGAGUAACCCCGGCGGCUGCCACGACUCCCAGACCAGCCCGGAGGGGAAGCCGCACUCCUACCUGGAUGCCAUCAGGAGUGGCCUGGACGAGCUGGAGGCCUGCAGCUCCUACAGCAGCGAGCAGCUGUGCCCCUAUGCGGCUGCUGGGGAGUGCCGCUUCGGGGAGGCCUGUGCCUACCUGCACGGGGACAUGUGUGAGAUCUGCAGGCUGCGAGUCCUGCACCCCUUCGACCCAGAGCAGAGGAAAGCUCACGAGAAGGUCUGCAUGGCGACAUUCGAACAUGAGAUGGAGAAGGCCUUUGCCUUCCAGGCGAGCCAGGACAAAGUGUGUAGCAUCUGCAUGGAGGUGGUCCUCGAGAAGGCGUCGGCCUCGGAGCGGCGGUUUGGGAUCCUCUCCAACUGCAACCACACGUACUGCCUGUCCUGCAUCCGGCAGUGGAGGUGCGCCAAGCAGUUUGAGAACCCCUCCUGUCCAGAAUGCCGUGUGAUCUCAGAGUUCGUCAUUCCAAGUGUGUAUUGGGUAGAAGACCAGAAUAAAAAGAACGAGUUGAUUGAAGCUUUCAAACAGGGGAUGGGGAAAAAAGCUUGUAAAUACUUUGAGCAAGGCAAGGGGACCUGCCCCUUUGGAAGCAAAUGCCUUUACCGCCACGCAUAUCCCGACGGGCGGCUGGCAGAGCCCGAGAAACCUCGGAAGCAGCUCAGUUCUGAAGGCACCGUGAGGUUCUUUAACUCAGUGCGGCUCUGGGACUUCAUUGAGAACCGAGAAAGCCAGCACGUCCCCAGCACCGAAGAAGUCGACAUGACAGAGCUGGGGGACCUCUUCAUGCACCUCUCCGGAGUCGAGUCAUCAGAACCCUGAAGAGCACAGGUGCUGCACCUGCAUCGUGGCCCUGCAGCCCAGACUUCCCCACCCGGGGUGUGGGAGCUGCCCCUGCUGCCUCAGCGCUCAGAUGAGAGUGGGGUGGCACCUCCCCUCGGUCUCACCCACUCCAUUAUUACAGCCCUGGGAACAGCGAAGGAUAUAAAAUUCCUAACAAGUAUACAAAAUGCUCUUCUUAGAGUUGCUCUCUUAGUUGCACUUUGAACCCCUCUGGUGACCAGCUAACACUCAGACUGUUUUUGAUGAUUGCUUUUAAAACAUACCUGGCUUCUGUCCUUCUUGAUCUUUUUCUCCCCAGAAACGGUAAACCUGCAUCUGCCUCAGAAGCUGCAGAUGCCUUUUUCCCACCGAGGGUUCCUCUCUGGUGAACUCCCAUGUGUGCUGGGAGACGUUUUACCUCCUCGGAGCCUUUUGUGAACACAGCGAUAGCACAACUCCCGUGGGGCCCUUCGAGAUGAUCAGCUUGUGAGCUCCCGCAACUGUCCCCAGUCAGUGGUGCUGGUGUCCCAUGUGCAGCCGCAGUGAGGGUGUGGACCCUUCCCUCCUAGGAGGCCCCUGGAGCCGCAGGAAGCGCUGCGCCAGGACCCCUCUCACGUUGGCUCAUGCCCGGCAGUGUGUACUGGGGGCUCGGAGCACACGUGCGCUAUCCUUGCCUGUGAAACCCAGCUCUGAUUUGAGGUUUCCGGCCCUGCCCCGGCAGUGGUCCUAAAAAGAAGCGAAGGUGGUGGUCUUCGACAGCUGGAUGGUGACUGAAGGGUGGACAUAACCUUGUGAAUCAGACUAUUUCUGUAAAAAGCAGUGCAGACACAAAACAUUUUUAGAAUUGCACUCCUUCCAGAUGUGAGAAGAUCCGUCAUCUGCGCUGGGUGCGUUUUGCUCUGCUUUCCGAGUUGGGGUCAGUGCAGGGACACAAGGGGCACAGUGGCUUAGUCCCCCUCACCCCCAGCCGAGGCGCCCAUCCACUUCUUGAGCUCUCCAGAAGGGUGACAACUACUUUCAAGGAAGGGAACAGCCAUUAAACCUAAAUUUAAUUUAUUUUAUUAAAAUAACAUAAUUGAGGAACCAUUAGAUAACUGUAUUUUGUCAGGCGCAAUAAAAACAAAAUUAAAACUCAAA
Molecule: messenger RNA, 2487 nt
Organism: Tupaia belangeri chinensis (Chinese tree shrew)
Lineage: Eukaryota; Metazoa; Chordata; Mammalia; Scandentia; Tupaiidae
Gene: MKRN2
Product: makorin ring finger protein 2
Biological process (GO): protein polyubiquitination
Molecular function (GO): metal ion binding; ubiquitin protein ligase activity
Source: RefSeq, a predicted model, not a curated record